AUGAAGGCAGAAAAGAAGCCUCAGAGUUCUUCUAAGGAGCACCGUGGCAGAAGCAAAGAGCGGUCGGCUCCAGAUGGCAAGAAGGAGAAGGUGGAACGCAGCCAGAAAACGAGCAAAGAGAGGCAGGAUUCCGACCAGAGGAAAGCAAAACGGGAGACCAAGAGCACCUUGGCAGCAGACAACCAAGUCCACACUACCACCGUGGUGGAUGUGGAUGACGUAGUGUCCUUUGAGGAGGAAAUGGAGGUGAUGGCCCCGCUUGACAGUGAGAAGCAGGAGGAAGGUAUAAAGUCUCCCGGCCUAGGCAUUUGUGAGUGGAUUCUUGUCAUCCUCUCUCUCCUUUUCAUCAUAGUCACAUUCCCCAUUUCCAUCUGGUUCUGCAUGAAGAUUGUACAGGAGUAUGAAAGAGCUAUCUUGUUUCGGUUUGGACGCAUUCUUCAUGGAAGGCCCAGAGGGCCUGGCUUAUUCUUCCUCCUUCCCUGUUUGGACACCUACCACAAAAUAGACCUUCGUCUCAAAACCUUAGAGAUUCCCUUUUAUGAGGUCAUAACCAAGGACAUGGCGAGUCUAGAAAUAGAUACCGUCUGCUACUAUCGAAUGGAGAAUGCCACGUUGCUCGUGACCACCCUCGCCAACCUCUCUAAUGCCGUCCAGCUGCUAGUGCAGACCAUCACAAAGCGCUUGCUGGCACAUCGGUCUCUCACUGAUAUCCUGAUGGAAAGGAAGUGCAUCAGCCAAGAGAUCAAGGUGGCUGUGGAUGCUAUCACCUGUCAGUGGGGGAUCAAGGUGGAGCGGACAGAAAUUAAAGAUAUACGGUUGCCAGUUGGACUUCAGGAUUUGUUGGAUGCAGAAGCAGAAGCCCAGAGACAUGCUAAAGUGAGGGUGAUAGCUGCUGAAGGAGAAAAGGCAGCCUCAGAAUCCCUGAAGAUGGCAGCUGAGAUACUGUCCCACACACCAUCUGCCAUCCCGCUCCGUUAUCUUCACACAUUGCAAAACUUGUUUGCGGAGAAACCUUCCACCUGUAUCCUACCUUUACCCUUUGAUUUUCUGAAUCUUUCAUCUGCAGUAAACUUGAAAGCCCCAGGCUGCAAUCCCUCUUCAGUUGCUACCAACCACCCAGAAGUUCCAAAGGACAAGGAUUCCCCCAUGCUCUAG
Elgaria multicarinata webbii is the source of this 1155-nucleotide messenger RNA. RefSeq names its product NPHS2 stomatin family member, podocin (gene NPHS2). The record is from RefSeq and is a predicted model, not a curated record. NCBI's taxonomy places the organism in Eukaryota, Metazoa, Chordata, Lepidosauria, Squamata, Anguidae. Bases 1 to 1155 code for a protein of 384 amino acids. Gene Ontology annotation, cellular component: plasma membrane. The transcript is spliced from 8 exons.